AUGUCCUUCUUAGAGAAAAUGUCUACAGCAGAUUUGAUGGAGAAUCUCAGGGAAGAACUGACCUGUUUCAUCUGCUUGGACUAUUUCACCAACCCAGUGACCACUGAAUGUGGGCACAGCUUUUGUCUGUUGUGUCUCCUGAGGAGCUGGGAGGAACAUAACUCUCCACUGUCUUGUCCCGAGUGUUGGAGGACCUUGGAGGUCCCUCACUUCCAGCCCAAUGAGCGUCUGGGGAGGCUGGCUGGCAUCGGCAAGCAACUCAGAUCCCAGGUGCUACAGAGUGAGGACAAACAAGGCCCCUAUGGGAGAAUGUUGGCAGCCACCGAGGUGUUCCCUGGUGAUGAGCAGGGUAUAAACGCCUUCUCGACCCAGUGUCAUGGCACAAACAGAGUGUAUGUCUCGAGUGAGGCUGAGGAGCAUCACAAAGAGAAACUCCGGGAAGUCCUAAAUCUUUUGAGUAAAAAGAAAAAGGAAACUCAGGUUAUAUUAACCCAUGAGAAGGAGAGAGUGAAAUUGUGUAAGGAAGAGACAAAAAAUUGUAAACAGGUCGUUGUGUCAGAAUACGCAAAAAUGCACCAGUUCUUGAAGGAGGAGGAGCAGCUGCAUUUCCAGCUACUGGACAAGGAGGAAAGAGAGAACCUGAAGAAACUGAGGGACAAUGAGAUCAAGCUGACCCAGCAAAUAAGGGGCCUCAGCAAAAUGAUGGCUCAGAUACAGUCCAUGGGUCAGAGCUGGAUCGCAGUAUCCUUUGAGGAGGUGAAAGAAGCACUGGAAAGGAGUGAGCCGCUCUUGCUUCAGUGUCCAGAGACCACCACCACGGAGCUGAGUCUGUGCCACAUUACUGGAAUGAGGGAGAUGCUAAGAAAAUUCAGCACGGACAUAACUCUGGAUCCGGCCACAGCCAAUGCCUACCUCGUCUUGUCUGAGGAUCUGAAAAGUGUCAGAUAUGGAGGGAUCCGACAGCAGUUACCUGACAACCCGGAGAGAUUCGACCAGUCUGUCACCGUGUUGGGAGCCCAGAGCUUCACCUGUGGGAGACACUACUGGGAGGUGGAAGUAGGAAACAAGACGGAGUGGGAAGUGGGCAUCUGUAAGGACUCCGUGAGCAGAAAGGGGAACCUGCCGAAGCCCCCUGGGGACCUCUUCUCACUUAUAGGCUUAAAAAUUGGAGAUGAUUAUAGCCUUUGGGUCUCAUCACCUUUAAAAGGGCAACAUGUUAGAGAGCCCGUGCAUAAGGUCGGUGUGUUCUUGGACUAUGAGUCUGGACACAUAGCAUUCUACAAUGUGACAGACGAGUCUCUCAUCUACAGCUUCCCUCCAGACCCUUUCCAAGAUGCCCUUAGACCUAUAUUUUCCCCUUGCCUCCCAAAUGAAGGGACAAACACAGGCCCCCUUACCAUCUGCUCAUUGAAUAGCUAUGUCAGAAGGAGAUGCCCCUGA
This is a messenger RNA of Artibeus jamaicensis (Jamaican fruit-eating bat), 1440 nucleotides long. RefSeq names its product tripartite motif family like 1 (gene TRIML1). Bases 1 to 1440 code for a protein of 479 amino acids. The record is from RefSeq and is a predicted model, not a curated record. The transcript is spliced from 6 exons. NCBI's taxonomy places the organism in Eukaryota, Metazoa, Chordata, Mammalia, Chiroptera, Phyllostomidae. Gene Ontology annotation, molecular function: protein binding.